UCCACAGCUGCACACCCCAGCUGUGCCUGGACACCCCAGCAGAAGCAGGACCACAGACCGGGCUGCUUGGCAGUGGUGUGGGCAGCAGGAAGACCACCGCCCCGGCUGAGCAGUCCUGAUCACGCUUCUCCAACUACGCUGUGUCACCUGUUCCUUGCCAGAGGAGUCCUGGAAGUCCUGGAAUAAGUCUUUUCGCACAGUCCUCCUCAAUUUAGUAAAGAAAGGCCAUGUCUGCUUUUGAUCUGAUGAACCAAAGCAUGCAGCAUGCAGAGCCUGAAGUAGAAUAUAUCGCCCCAUGGAUGAAAGUGAGGGAUGAUAUGUUUGUCUUUGUUGAUGGUAAAUGGGUGAAUGCGAUCUGCUGCCAGCCAUCCUUUCCUUCCCAGAAAGUCUUUAGCAAGAAGGCACAGAAUGAGUGGAGCAUUUGGGAGGAGAACAGAGCACUCUGGGAGGAAAACCAAGUCCUCCGGAUAGAAAACAGGAUGCUCUGGGAAGAAAACAAGGCUCUACAAUGUCAGCAGUCACAGGACAAAUCUGUCCAGGUUAUUUACAGUGAUGCCAUUCAGCAAAGCCUCCAGAAGGAAAAAAAGCCAUUCCCAUUCUUCCAAGAGAGGAAUAUAGGCUUUCAGCUCAGCUCAAGCAACAAAACCCUCCAGGCAUUCCAGGAAAAGAAAAGAGUCUUAGAGGAUUUCCAGCAGGAUAACAGAAGAGUCCACAUUAUCUGGAAAGACCAAAAAGCUGUCACAGAGAGCAAAGAUGCCAGCUCAGAUCUUCAGAAGGACACUGGCACCAUCACAGUCCGUGAAGAGAGCAAAGAUGCCAGCUCAGACCUUCAGAAGGACACUGACGCCAUCACAUUCGAUGAAGAGAGCAAAGAUGCCAGCUCAGAUCUUCAAAAGGGUAUCUUCACCAUGACAUUCAACGUAGACAGCAAAGAUACCAGCUCAGACCUUCAGAAGGACACUGGCGCCAUCACAGCUGGGGAAGAAGGUAACCCUGGCCAAGCCCCCCAGCAAGAACAUGAAGCUAAAAAGAAAAACCCCACUGCGACCCAGGAUAAGACCAUGUCUGCCCCAAGCAUGCAGAGUGAGUAUGAAAUCCUCCGGGCUCUCCAGGACUUACACGAACUCCUCUACAUUUUCCUGAAAGUGAACCAUCAUAUUAUUGGGGAGAAACAAGGCUGUCAUGUUCUGUAUGAUGUGAACAGAGCCUUCCAAGAAGAUUACAAUAAACUGAAGCUGCAGCUGAAUGCUGUGAAAAACACUGUGUCAGACAUUACAGCUCAAAUGGAAAUGUUGGAAAAGGAGCUCAUUGCCAUCACUUGCCCAAUGUAUGAAGAAGCAGGACUGAACUUGGCACCUGAGCAUCAGUUUGGAGAGAUGUGAAUCUAAGACCUCUUAGUUCCAUUUCUCGGAAAGCUUCUCUCCUUGCUUCAGGGAACCUAAUAAAUCCCAUUAAAGCCU
Messenger RNA from Strigops habroptila (Kakapo), 1460 nucleotides. It is a transcript of the gene CBY2, whose product is annotated as chibby family member 2. The coding region runs from base 228 to 1382 and encodes 384 amino acids. Lineage: Eukaryota; Metazoa; Chordata; Aves; Psittaciformes; Psittacidae. The transcript has 2 exons. The record is from RefSeq and is a predicted model, not a curated record.